Hyla sarda is the source of this 1937-nucleotide messenger RNA. RefSeq names its product dihydrolipoamide dehydrogenase (gene DLD). Bases 116 to 1645 code for a protein of 509 amino acids. Lineage: Eukaryota; Metazoa; Chordata; Amphibia; Anura; Hylidae. Gene Ontology annotation, cellular component: mitochondrion; oxoglutarate dehydrogenase complex. Gene Ontology annotation, molecular function: flavin adenine dinucleotide binding; dihydrolipoyl dehydrogenase (NADH) activity. The record is from RefSeq and is a predicted model, not a curated record. The transcript is spliced from 14 exons.
ACUACAUUUCCCAAGCUGCAUAGCUGCUGCCACUCCCCUCAGCGCCUGCGCACAUAGUGGAGUCCUUGAUCCUGAAGCUUAGACAGGGAGCGCAGUGGGUCACUACGAAAGCAAAAUGCACAGAUGGAGCCGCGUGUAUUGCAGCUUAAGCAAGAAGAAUCAUUUAAGUCAUGUAACCCCUGGGUUGAAAAGAAUAUGUGCUGCGCCACUCCGAAGCUACUCCGACCAACCAUUGGAUGCUGAUGUCACAGUCAUCGGCUCUGGUCCAGGAGGUUAUGUUGCUGCAAUCAAAGCUGCCCAACUUGGCUUCCAGACUGUUUGUGUGGAGAAGAAUGAAACUCUUGGUGGAACCUGUCUGAAUGUUGGAUGCAUUCCAUCUAAGGCUUUGCUGAACAACUCCUAUCUGUAUCAUUUAGCUCAUGGAAAAGAUUUUGCUAGCAGAGGAAUUGAAGUAACUGGGAUCAGCUUAAAUCUAGAGAAGAUGAUGGAACAGAAAAGUGGGGCAGUAAAGUCACUUACAGGAGGCAUUGCUCAUCUGUUUAAACAGAAUAAGGUUGCACAUGUUCCAGGCUUUGGAAAAAUCACAGGAAAAAAUCAAGUAACUGCAACAAAGGCAGAUGGCAGCACUCAAGUCAUCAAUACAAAGAACAUCCUCAUAGCGACUGGAUCUGAGGUUACUCCUUUUCCAGGAAUUGAGAUUGAUGAAGAAACGGUAGUAUCAUCCACUGGUGCAUUAUCCCUGAAGAAAGUGCCCGAGAAGAUGGUGGUCAUUGGUGGUGGCGUCAUUGGUGUGGAACUGGGAUCUGUGUGGCAACGUUUAGGAGCAGAUGUUACAGCAGUUGAAUUUUUGGGACAUGUUGGUGGAAUAGGAAUUGACAUGGAAAUUUCCAAAAAUUUCCAGAGAAUCCUUCAAAAACAGGGCUUGAAAUUUAAGCUGAACACAAAAGUCACUGGUGCGACUAGGAGAGCAGAUGGGAAAAUUGAUGUUUCUAUUGAAGCAGCAGCUGGUGGGAAGGCCGAAGUAAUAAUCUGUGAUGUAUUACUUGUGUGCAUUGGCCGUCGUCCCUUCACUCAAAACCUUGGUUUGCAAGAGUUUGGAAUUGAGCUCGAUAACAGGGGGAGGAUUCCAGUCAACACUAGAUUCCAGACAAAAAUCCCGAAUAUAUAUGCGAUUGGUGAUGUAAUCGCUGGCCCAAUGUUGGCCCAUAAAGCUGAAGAUGAAGGCAUAAUCUGUGUUGAAGGGAUGGCUGGUGGAGCAGUCCACAUUGACUAUAACUGUGUGCCAUCUGUGAUCUACACUCACCCUGAGGUUGCUUGGAUUGGAAAAUCUGAAGAGCAGUUAAAAGAAGAGGGUGUGGAAUACAAAGUUGGGAAGUUUCCAUUUGCUGCCAACAGCAGGGCUAAAACAAAUGCAGAUACAGAUGGCUUGGUGAAAAUCCUUAGUCACAAGUCAACUGAUCGAUUGUUGGGAGCACAUAUUCUUGGAUCAGGUGCCGGUGAAAUGAUCAAUGAAGCUGCUCUUGCCAUGGAAUAUGGAGCCUCUUGUGAAGAUGUAGCCAGAGUAUGCCAUGCCCAUCCAACUGUAUCAGAAGCCUUCAGAGAAGCAAACCUGGCUGCAUCGUUUGGGAAAGCCAUUAAUUUUUAAGUGGACUCAGAAAACUGUGUACAUAGGUUUCUUAUAAGGGUCAGUGGCAGCCUCCGGUCCAUGUUUGAUAUUCAGUCCAACGGGCCCUUGUCAAAUCCAAGUAUUUAACACAGUGUUUGGAAUUAGGAAUGUACAUGACUAAGACCCAUGUGCAAUGCACUUAAUACAUAUGUUGGCCUGUACAAACAUCAAAAAUACUAGUGUAAAAGCCAUGUCUUUAAAAUGAAUGUUUGGAGCGAAAGAGCUGGGCACUAGUUGUCAUUUGUCUAAUGGAGAUAUAUUCAUACUUCCA